UUAAAUACAUUUAUUGAGAUUAUUAAAAAAAUGACGAUAACUCACCAGAAUUCAACAACAGAUGGACCCCAGUUUGUUGGUAUUAAAUUCUGUCCCGAAUGCAAUAACAUGUUGUAUCCUAAAGAAGACAAACAAAAUAAAAAGCUGAUGUAUCAUUGUCAGAACUGUGAGCACGUGGAGCGAGCUGAUAACAAUUGUAUCUACGUCAACAAGAUAACUCACGAGAUUGACGAGUUACAGAAUAUUGUGGGAGAUGUUAUCACUGAUCCUACCCUUCCCAGAACACAGGAUCAUCCGUGUCCGCGCUGCAGUCAGUGUCUAGCAGUCUUCUUCCAAGCUCAGAGCAGUAUUGCAGAUCAGGGUAUGCGACUGUAUUAUGUAUGUUGUAAUCAACAGUGUAAUCACAAGUGGACUGAAUGAUGUCUGAUACUUUAUAUCAUGCAUCGAGAAUAGCUGCAGAUUUACAUCGAACCGUGUCUCAACAGACGACAAUGAGACAGCUUUCAGAGAUAUGACGAGUAAAUAAUACUUGUUAAAAUAAACUGAACAUGUGGAUUCUAAUAUUGAAAUAAAAUUGACCCGAUCUCAUUGUAGAUUUUUUAUUUUAAUUCAUUUUAUUAUUCAGGACUUCUAUGUCUGGUCUUUCAAUGGUAUUUCUACUAAUUCUAUUUAUUUUAUACACUGAAAACUUUUCUCAGCAAAUCUUGCUGCAUUAAAAAAAGAUUAAUUGCAAAAUGUGUUGGAUUGAUAGCUGUUCAAAAGGACUUUCAAUUUUUUCACUGUCUGAUAACAACUUUUCUUGUGCAUAGUUUCCAGGGUACCAUCCUUUUGUGCCAUAUUACACUGUACCUAUUCAAUAAUCUUCCUUCGCGAUAAAA
Molecule: messenger RNA, 878 nt
Organism: Bolinopsis microptera
Lineage: Eukaryota; Metazoa; Ctenophora; Tentaculata; Lobata; Bolinopsidae
Product: DNA-directed RNA polymerase II subunit RPB9-like
Exons: 4
Coding region: 31-420 (129 amino acids)
Biological process (GO): maintenance of transcriptional fidelity during transcription elongation by RNA polymerase II; DNA-templated transcription; transcription-coupled nucleotide-excision repair
Cellular component (GO): RNA polymerase II, core complex
Molecular function (GO): DNA-directed RNA polymerase activity; zinc ion binding; nucleic acid binding
Source: RefSeq, a predicted model, not a curated record